Molecule: messenger RNA, 478 nt
Organism: Ilyonectria robusta
Lineage: Eukaryota; Fungi; Ascomycota; Sordariomycetes; Hypocreales; Nectriaceae
Exons: 1
Coding region: 43-231 (62 amino acids)
Source: RefSeq, a predicted model, not a curated record
AUCGAGAUCAAUAAAAACCACAAGCGAGUCAGCUCUCCGGAGAUGGAAGACAACGCGAGUGGGUACGCAAUGGAGUCUGUAGAUGGGUCUUUCGCGGAGCGGGGCCAUCUCAACAUCCGUGAGAUGGCAUCCUGCAGGACCAUCUCGACUGCUACUCAGCCGUUUAUGAGGCGUCAGGGGCGUCAAACAGCGCAAAUCCUAUUUCCGGGAUCAUCGCGGCUUGGGAGGUAAACGGGAGGGCAUCGGGAGGAUAUUGAUUGGCCGGUUGGUUGAGUGGUUUAAGUUGGCUGAGGCGCUUGCGACGGCAGGACUGGUGUCUCGUCUCGGAACAAUGACUGGAGCCUACGGCACGUCUGGCACGUCUGGUGCGGCUGGUGUGUCCUCCAGUGCAAUCAAUCGGUCACCCAAAAGGGAACAUUUUUCGUCAUGGCACAUGGAGGCGGGGAAGCCGGUUACGCUUGCGUGCGUUUGAAGCGGG